Molecule: messenger RNA, 750 nt
Organism: Knipowitschia caucasica
Lineage: Eukaryota; Metazoa; Chordata; Actinopteri; Gobiiformes; Gobiidae
Source: the annotation of a GenBank genome assembly
AUGGAUGUUCCUUCUCCCGGAUCAAUCAUCGUGUUGGACUGGCAUCGGUGUAAAGACAGCAAAGAGUAUUUCAAUAAGAUCCUCCACAAGAAAAGGAGGAGGCAGUUUGGAUUACUGGAGUCACCCAUGAUGUCCCCCCUCGCUGCCGUGGAUACUAUUCAAUACAAAAUCUUCCUUUCUGGCAAAAGUGGAGUUGGAAAAACCACUGUUGUUGCUCGUUUGGCUGGUGUAAAUGUACCCAAUGUGCAUUAUGAAACGAUAGGUAUUGAAACCACUGUAGUGUACUGGCCGGUGAAAAUCCAAGAUAGUGGAAGAGUGCUGUUCUUUCGCCUUCAGUUCUGGGACUGUGGAGACAAUGCUUUGAGAAGAUUUGACCACAUGCUUCCAUUUUGUAAAGAAGAUUUGGAUGCCGUGUUUCUGCUCUUCUCAUUCACUGAUCGAUCUUCGUUUGAAGAUCUCCCAAAUCAAAUAUGCAAGUGGAUGGGGCCCUCGCUGGACGGGAUUGUCAAACUUGUGGUGGGCACUAAAUUUGACUUGUUUAUGCACCGUGACGUGGCAGAGCGAGACGUGAGGGCCUUCCGCUCCUCCUGGGUGCUCCCACUGCUGCGUGUGGGGGGGGAGGUCAGUGAUUGUCUGGGGGAUGUGGCGCUGCUCCUGGACUGUCUUUGUGAAAACCUGUGGCACCAGGACUGCCUCAGAGCUGCAGCCCAGAAAGACCAGCCACAGACCGAGCCCGAUACUGGCCUUUGA